UCGUCUUCGCCAUUUUUGUAGAAAAGAGCGUCGGCGCAAGAAAAUAAUUUUUUUAAAAGAACAAUGAAUUCCACAGAAUAUUCGUUAAUUUUCAGAGGACUGAAGUUCUAUUUUUUGCACAUAGCGAGUGUUUUACUUCUGCGUGGUGCAUCAGGUGUUGAUACAGAUGGAGUGUCAGUGUUUGUGAUGGAGGGAGAUUCUGUCACUCUGCACACUGAUGUUUCAAAAACCCAACAAGAGAGAAUUAAAUGGUAUUUUAAUGACACGUGUGUGGCUGAAAUUAAUGGUGAUCUCAGUAAAAUCUGUGCAAAUGAUAAAUGUCAUGAUGAUAAAGAAAGACUCAGAGAUGGAAUAAGGCUGGAUCAUCAGACUGGAUCUCUGACCAUCACAAAUAUCAGAAACACAGACUCUGGACUCUAUAAACUACAUAUCAUGAACAACAGCAGCAGCAUUAGGGAAAAGGUAUUCAUGGUUACUGUCCAUGGUGUUCCUGCUGCAGAAAUAGAUACGGUAAAAACUAAAUCAGUGAUGGAGGGAGAAUCUGUUACCUUAGACACUCAUAUGCUAAAAAAAUCUAAUGAUUUUAUAGCAUGGUAUUUUAAUGACAUUCUCAUCAUUGAAAUCAAUGGACAUCUCAGAUAUGUCUGUACAGAUGUUCAGUGUAAUAAAGGUACUGAGAGAUUCAGAGACAGACUGAAACUGGACAAUCAGACUGGAUCUCUGACCAUCAUGAACACCAGAAUCACAGACUCUGGAGAUUAUCAUCUAGAGAUCUUCAGCAGCAACUUCAGCAUUAGCUACAUUAGGAGCUUCAGUGUUACUGUCAAUGGUGUUUUGGGUGUUUUGACCGAUGGAGGGUCGGUGUUUGUGAUGGAGGGAGAUUCAGUCACUCUACACACUGGUGUUAAAAAAAGCCAAAACGACAGAAUUGUAUGGUAUUUUAAUGACACUUUCAUUGCUCAAAUCAAUGGAAAUCUAAAAAGGAUUUCUAGUGUUACAGACAGACUGGUGCUGGACAGUCAGACUGGAUCUCUGACCAUCACAAACAUCACAACCACUGACUCUGGAGUCUAUGAACUACAGGUCAUCAGCAGCAGAAUCAGUCAAAAGAUUUUCAGUGUUUCAGUCCAUGAUGUUCCUGGUGCAGAGACACAUAACAUAAAGACAAUGCCAGUGGCGGAGGGAGAAUCUGUCACUUUAGAUCCUGGUGUAAUUAAAAAACCAAAUGACUUGAUGACAUGGUAUUUUAAUGGCAUGUGCCUUGCUGAAGUCAGUGGAGAUCUCAGUUUUAUCUGUCCAGAUGUUCAGUGUAAUGAAGGUACUAAGAGAUUCAGAGACAGACUGAAGCUGGAUCAUCAGACUGGCUCUCUGACCAUCAUGAACAUCAGAAACACAGACUCUGGAGUUUAUAAACUGGAGAUAAACAGCACCAAUAGCAGCAUUCGUCGCCGGCGCAGCAGCAGUAUCAGCAUCAGAAGCUUUAAGAGCUUCAGUGUUGCUGUCAUUGAAUCAGGUCUGUCUGCAGCAGGAAUAUAUGCUUGUGUUGGCAUCUUUCUGCUGGUUUCUGUAGCUGUAUCCGCUGGUGUGAUUUUCUGUCGCCAUAAUGACUCUACACAACCAGGACAGAAUGAGCAUCAUGUUGAACACUCGUCCCCUAAUAUGACUGAGAUGCCAUUGAUGACUGUUGCCAAUGAAUCAUCGCCUAAUCGGACAUCAACGUAACAUUAAUUAUAACAUUGAUCAUUUCAUUGAUGGGUGAUCUGAUGAUUUUAUACCAUGAUCUUUUAUGUUCUCAUAAUAAUGUUAAAAUGUUGACUGCCUACUAGAUGGCUGCGCUGACUGGACAAGUUUUAUCACAUGCCUCUAUCAUGUGUCCUUCAUGUGUGCUGACCUAUCUGAAAAACAAUCCAUUGUGAGCUAGCAGAAGGGCUGUGCGAUGAAUCAUUCGACCUUGGGUUCCAGCGGAUAUGAAAAUUUGAUAAUUAAGAUAAAAUGAUCAUUGUUCCGCAUGCCUUUGCUUUACGUUGAAGCAGUGUGGUUUCGCCCCUGAAAGUGUGCUUUGAUCUCUUUGUGAAAACAAAACUGGCAUAUGGUCCAGGUCAUUGAAAGUUGAAAUAGAAGUGUCAAGAACUCAAGUUAAGAAUUAAUGAUCUUAACCGUUUCAUGUUUGGUAUCAAUUUUACGGUCUCAGUGUGAUUAGAAAUAUGAUCUCAGUUCCAUAUCAAUAGAACAGAUCAAAAAUAAAGAUCUAGAAUCUGAGGAAAUUCUGUUCUACUGGUGUGGGGUGUGCCCCUGGUCUUUGCCAGAUGUUGUUUUUCUACCUCAGGUUAGAUUUGACUUUCAGGUCACCUCAGGUCCCAGCAAAAGUCUGGUAAAGCUUUUAUUAUGCUAAAUGUAUGAUUGCUUUGUUCUGAUUUGGGUAUUUAAAGAGGAUUGGCAAAACAUUCAAGGAAGCAUCUGUAAAUAAAACUUCCCGCACGAUGGCCAUGCGUUUCUCUAUUUGCCAGGUAUGCAGACUCUUUGAAGUUAUUUUAGUAUAAAUUUUUAUUCUACGUUUUGUGUUUCAUGCUGAUCACUUGUGUAACCAAAUUGUUAUGCAUUUUCUCUGUAUUCUCAUUAUGGAUUGAUUGAAUUUAUUCUGUUUGAUUCUUUUUUGAAUAUUCCUGGCAAAAUAAAUGUUCAUUUUUUAUUUAUUCUGGAAUUUCUUGU
Messenger RNA from Cyprinus carpio (common carp), 2709 nucleotides. RefSeq names its product carcinoembryonic antigen-related cell adhesion molecule 1-like. The transcript is spliced from 7 exons. NCBI's taxonomy places the organism in Eukaryota, Metazoa, Chordata, Actinopteri, Cypriniformes, Cyprinidae. The record is from RefSeq and is a predicted model, not a curated record. The coding region runs from base 64 to 1722 and encodes 552 amino acids.